AUGAGAUUUCAACAGUUAGCUCUCUUCGGCUUAAUUGCUCUGGCAGCUGCGGUUCCUCUUUCUGCGAAGGACAACCGCGCCAAGCUUGCAUCGGAAGCCCCCCUUUCUCGUAAGAAUGAGUAUAGAGAUAUCUCCGCUCGUGCCACUAUUCCUGGUCUCAGGGGCGAAACAGUCAACUUGAUUCUUCGCGGUGAAACAGCUACAAACGGUACUAGGCAUGGCAAAGGUGGCGAGGGUGGCAAGGAGGGCGGAGAAGAUGGAGAUGGCGAAGACAAUGAAGAAAGUGAGGAUGAGGGUGACGAUGGUGAGGAAGGCAAGAACAAGGAGGGCGAGGAGGGUGGUGAGAGUGGUGAGAGUGGUGAUGGUGAGGAAGGUGAGGAGGGUCAUAAGGGUCCGCACGGAGGCAAGCAUGGCCAGGAAAGCCAACACGGUCAGGGAGGCCAACACGGUCAGGGAGGCCAACACAGUCAGGGAGGCCAACACGGUCAGGAAGGACAUGAUAGCAAUGGCCAAGCCGCUAAAUGA
This is a messenger RNA of Aspergillus pseudotamarii, 525 nucleotides long. RefSeq lists its product as uncharacterized. The coding region runs from base 1 to 525 and encodes 174 amino acids. Lineage: Eukaryota; Fungi; Ascomycota; Eurotiomycetes; Eurotiales; Aspergillaceae. The record is from RefSeq and is a predicted model, not a curated record. The transcript has 2 exons.